Serendipita indica DSM 11827 is the source of this 1515-nucleotide messenger RNA. The record is from the annotation of a GenBank genome assembly. Lineage: Eukaryota; Fungi; Basidiomycota; Agaricomycetes; Sebacinales; Serendipitaceae.
AUGAGCUCCCCAGCGCAAGAUGUAAACGACGCGCCGACAGUAGACAAGUCUGAGGAAGCACCAAAGGACAGCAGUUCACGGCCGCAGGACGACCAAGCGAACUCGAGUCAAGAUCCCAAGCCUGACGCGCCUGCGUUGCCCGCCUCGGACAGUCCAAAGACGGCGGAGACGGUUGUAGACGAGCCAAAGGCUUCAGAAACACAGGCAGCGCUAGACGUCAAGCACGCGCCAGCAGCAGCAGCGACGGCAGUCCCCGCGUCGGCGCCAGAGACGACGGCGAGCAACAGCGAGAAAGCAAAGCCAGCGCCGAGCACACACUCAAAGACAUCAUCGCUGACAAAAAGCCUCCUCAACAGCAAGGUGUUUGCGAAGAAAACAAACGGAGAUGUCUCGAAACGCCAGGCUUCAGAGCCCGGAGCGACGGCAAGCAAGGCGCAUACGGGCACAAAACCUGCAGAAUUGAAGCAGAAGAAACCGAAGAAGAGAAAUGGCAUCCUCAGGUUCUUCAAUUCGUGCUGGAAUCCGUCUCCACAUUCGGUGCUCGAAAGCACGGACAAAUCGUCGCCUACCGCGACGUCGUUUGUGACCAAAGACAAGCCGCUGUCUACAUCUGUCUCGCAGGAGAAUGAGAAAAAACCGGAAGCGCAGCCCAAAGAGGCGUCGGCUUCGACAGCAGAUGCGCAACCCCCGCCGUCAAAGGCUGAUUCCACUACGGCGACUGCCGAUGGUACAACCGUGGAUGUUGUGGUGCCACCUACACAUCCAGGUGUACUUCCAGAGGCGGAGACAGAGGGCGUGACCUCUGGUGCUGUACAGGUCCCAGGAUCGACAGGCCUGGAAGCAGACGAAUCGGAAGCGAGUGCGACGGAUGAUGAACGAGCUCGACAUUUGGAAGAAGAAGACGAGGAGGAGCGGCUAAUCAUGAAUGGCGGGAAUGGUAUACCGAUAGGACCCGAUGGACAAGAAAUGCCCCUCCUACCUCCCUUGGCACCUGCACACAAGGGCCGCAAAUGUCUUGUACUCGACUUAGACGAAACCUUGGUACACUCGAGCUUCAAGCUAAUUCCUCAAGCAGACUAUGUCGUACCCGUCGAGAUUGAAUGGCAAUGGCACAAUGUCUAUGUGAUCAAGCGACCGGGGGUCGAUGCAUUCUUAAAACGAAUGGGCGAGCUGUACGAGGUCGUAGUCUUCACAGCCAGUUUGAGCAAGUACGCGGAUCCGGUGCUCGACAAACUGGACGUUCACAAAGUCGUCGCCCAUCGGCUAUUCCGAGAAAGCUGUUACCUUCACAAGGGUAAUUAUGUCAAGGAUCUCAGCCAACUUGGAAGACCGAUAGGAGACACCAUCAUCCUCGACAAUUCUCCUGCAUCCUACAUAUUCCAUCCGAACAAUGCUGUUCCUGUAUCUUCCUGGUUCAACGACCCCCACGACACCGAGUUGACGGACAUGUCGCCGUUCCUUGCCGAUCUCGCAACGGUUGCAGACGUCCGUGGUGUUCUUGACGGUGGUGUAUAA